Episyrphus balteatus (marmalade hoverfly) is the source of this 2492-nucleotide messenger RNA. It is a transcript of the gene atl, whose product is annotated as atlastin. Gene Ontology annotation, biological process: endoplasmic reticulum organization; protein homooligomerization. The transcript has 7 exons. NCBI's taxonomy places the organism in Eukaryota, Metazoa, Arthropoda, Insecta, Diptera, Syrphidae. The coding region runs from base 342 to 1943 and encodes 533 amino acids. Gene Ontology annotation, molecular function: GTP binding; GTPase activity. The record is from RefSeq and is a predicted model, not a curated record.
GUGUAUUUAGGAUAAAAACAAAGGCUAAAAAAAAAACUUCAUACCCAUCGCGAGAGCUGAGAAACGAGUCACAAAAAAAAAAAUUUUUUAGCCUUCGUGUUAGUUUUUUUCAUUUUGCUAAAAUAAAAAUUUACUUCUCGUAGAAAAGCAAAAAAAAAAAAACAACAAAAAAUUCAAAAAGCUGAUUCAUUAUCCAUUGAAUUCUAUAAAACAUCUACAUCGAAUGAAGAACUAAAAAAAUUCCAAGUGAAAGAAAUAUAUCUCGCAAAAAAUAAAAGAAAGUCAAUUUUACAUUCACAAAAUUUCUAACGGUAUUUAUCAUAACAAAAUAAUCAAACAAAAUGCCAGCCGAAGCGCUGCAUAUUAUUACAACCGCAGAAGAUCACACAUUUAUCCUAAAUGAAGAGGCUCUUGCUGAAGCCCUCAACAAGGAUGAAAUUAAGGAUCGUUUUGUGUGUGUGGUUUCGGUGGCAGGAGCAUUCCGUAAAGGAAAGAGUUUCCUCUUGGAUUUCUUUCUAAGAUAUAUGUACUCAAAGUAUGUUAAACAUGAUAUCACAGAUUGGCUUGGCGAUGAGAAUGAACCCUUGUCGGGAUUCUCAUGGCGUGGCGGCUCAGAACGUGACACAACCGGCAUUUUAAUGUGGUCGGAAAUAUUCUUACACGAUUAUCCAAGUGGAGAAAAAGUUGCCAUUAUCUUGCUAGACACCCAGGGUGCAUUUGACAGCCAGAGUACAGUACGUGAUUGUGCAACAGUGUUCGCCCUUAGCACAAUGGUUUCGUCUGUACAAAUUUACAAUUUAUCACAAAACAUACAAGAAGAUGAUUUGCAGCAUUUGCAAUUGUUCACAGAGUACGGUCGCUUAGCGUUAGCCGACUCUGGGAAAAAACCUUUCCAACGAUUGCAAUUUCUGGUGCGUGAUUGGAGUUUCCCAUAUGAGGCCGAAUACGGACCAGAAGGUGGUGAAAAAAUUCUCACAAGAAGAUUAGAAUUGUCCGAUAAACAACAUCCCGAAUUGCAAUCACUGCGUCGACACAUAAAAUCAUGCUUCACCGAAAUUGCAUGCUUCUUAAUGCCACAUCCUGGUCUAACAGUCGCCACAAAUCCAAACUUUGAUGGCAGGCUCAAGGACAUUACACCAGAAUUUAAACAGUCGUUGAGGAAUCUUGUGCCAAUGCUUUUGGCACCAGACAAUCUUAUCACAAAAGAAAUCAGUGGUCAGAAGGUGAGGGCAAGAGAAUUGGUCCAGUACUUCAAGUCGUAUAUGCAAAUUUACAAAGGCAAUGAAUUGCCUGAACCCAAGAGUAUGCUUGUGGCAACUGCAGAGGCAAACAAUUUAACAGCAGUGGCAGCAGCGAAAGAGCUCUAUUCUCAACUUAUGGAAGAAGUCUGUGGUGGAACCAGGCCUUACUUAAGUACAGGACAUCUGGAUGCUGAACACUUACGAAUUAAAGACAAAGCAUUGUUCCAAUUUGCUACCAAGAGAAAAAUGGGUGGCGAUGAAUUCUCGGAAAAAUACCGUGAGCAGCUUGAUUCCGACUUGGAAGAUACAUUUAAUAAUUUCCGAUCGCACAACGAGAGUAAGAACAUCUUUAAAGCAGCAAGAACGCCAGCCGUUUACUUUGCCAUUGCAAUUAUAAUGUACAUUUUAAGUGGAAUAUUUGGAUUAAUUGGUCUUACAACAUUUGCUAACUUCUGUAAUCUCUUAAUGGGUGUUGCAUUGUUAACACUUGCAUUAUGGGCAUAUAUAAGAUAUAGUGGAGAAUUUACAGACAUUGGAUUGAAGUUGGAUGAGUUUGCAUCGUUCUUAUGGGAAAAUUUUAUGAAGCCAGUCUACCAGGGAUGUAUGGAAAAGGGUAUUCAACAUGUGGCUACGCAUGCUGCUGAAGCAGCUGUUGGUGGUCGAUCUGCUGGAUCAAUAAAUGGCAAGGUGAAGAAAUCAUGAGAAUACGCCUAUCCAAGGCAAAAAGCAAUACAAUCACAAAACCAACAGCCGCAACAACCGAUUAGAAAACCCAAUCAGCAGCCAUCUUCUUCGUCGUCGUCGUCGUCUACUCAGCAGCUCAUAACGAAAUCACAAUUAAAAAUAAGCAAUAAUCAUAAUAAUAAUAAUAACAACAACUGCAGCAAAGGUCCACAAGAAGAACCAACAAAUCCUUUAACAUCAAUGUGGGCUUUCUUUGGAUUAUUUCAACGAAAUUCUCCAAACAACUCAGCAUCAGCUUCUGCUGCUGCUCCCCCAGUUGUCCCAGUUAACAACAAUAAUAACAACAACAACGUUACUUCUGCAGCUUCGACUCGCAAGGCCAAGAGAAGACAAAACAAAAAGAGCCCACCGUUAAAAAAAUAAUUAAUUAAUUACAUUGAAUUAAGAUUGAAAUGAGAAACGGUUUGCUCGUGUAUUGUGUUGGUAUGCGCCCUCCAUCCAAGUAUACAAAUCGGCUGCUAAUUCUUAUUCUUAUUGGUUCAUUUCUUUCUUUCUUUAUUUUUUUUU